AUGGUGCAGAGUGAUUCGGUGGGAGGGGCUCGUAUCGUCGAGUCAGUGUGGGAAUGGACCUCAGUCCCUGUGAGAGAAGUAGGUCCUCCCAAGGUGGGAGAUACCGCUGCUGGUGGUUGGAGUAUACACCGCUGGAUCUAUACCCCUGCAGGCACCGACCAGUCUGAGGCCGCGGUUGCGGGGGCCUAUUUUAAGGCCACGCGCGGGAGCGGAGCAGCGGGAAUUAUACUGCAGCAAUCACCGACAGCUGUCAAAGAGUAA
Messenger RNA from Penicillium lagena, 261 nucleotides. RefSeq lists its product as uncharacterized. NCBI's taxonomy places the organism in Eukaryota, Fungi, Ascomycota, Eurotiomycetes, Eurotiales, Aspergillaceae. The record is from RefSeq and is a predicted model, not a curated record. The coding region runs from base 1 to 261 and encodes 86 amino acids. The transcript has a single exon.